Myotis daubentonii (Daubenton's bat) is the source of this 6314-nucleotide messenger RNA. It is a transcript of the gene HOMER1, whose product is annotated as homer scaffold protein 1. The record is from RefSeq and is a predicted model, not a curated record. Gene Ontology annotation, biological process: G protein-coupled glutamate receptor signaling pathway. Gene Ontology annotation, molecular function: G protein-coupled glutamate receptor binding. NCBI's taxonomy places the organism in Eukaryota, Metazoa, Chordata, Mammalia, Chiroptera, Vespertilionidae.
UGCGGGGAGGAUGGAGACAGGGCGCGAGCACCCGGUGUGGGGUGCAGAGAAGGGGGCUGUGGAAGCCGGGAGCGGGGCCAGGAGCCAGCGCUGGAGCAGGGCGCACGGCCCGCCAGCCGCCGGCCGCUAGGGGAGGGGGGAAGAAAGGACGGACGGACUGACGGACUCGCUGACCGGACUAGCUCCCCACGCGGGCCGGCUCGGUGCCGCCAGCCUCCCCGCCGCCCUCGCGGCUGCAGCCUCCUCCCGCGGCACGCCGGGCCCCGCCGGGCCCUCGGGACGUGUCAGCGCCCCAACCCCGGCGUCCGCCGCGGCAGCCGCCGGCCUCCCCCCGCGAGCAGGGGGAGGGACCGCUGUGGCUCCCGUUCUCCCCGCCCAGCUGCCCGCUCCCCCCGCCGCAGCCAGCUCUGCCACCGCGCUGGGCUCACGCGGCGGCGCUGACCUGGGAAGGGGCGCCCUCCGCUCGGCGAGCGUCCGGUGAAGGCGGAGGCGGCGGCGGCUCCAGGGCCGCCCGGGUCGGCGCUGCCUGCUGAGCGGGCGCUGGAGGCCGGCGGUGCUGGGAGUGUGCGGAGGCGGCGGGGCCGCGGACGGAGCGACGCGUGGCGGCGGAGCGGAGCGUGAGAGGCUGGGAGCAGGGGUGGGGGCGCUGGAGCCGCGGCUCUCCGGCGGCUUCGAGUCCCGCUCCCCGCCCCCCGACGCGGAAUUAGCCGCCCGCCUGCACUCGGGCGGGCGCCCGUGGACCCUUCAGCUCAGCCCACCACCGCUCGGCCCGCCCUGGCGCUGGGGGCCGGGUACCAGGGCGGCGUGGGGCUAGGGCUAGGCUCUCUGAUUCAUUCAUUCUCCGCCGACGGGAGCCUCGGACCUGCUGUGCUCGGGAGAGGAGGGCAGAGUGGGCAGCCGCGAAUGAAGGGCCGGGCGGAAGCCGGGCUCCAUUGUGCUCGGCGGCGGGGGGCGGGAAGGGGCUGAGGGAGGUGGGAUCGGCCCCCUCCCCCUGCUCUCCGGCACCCGCUGCGCCCCCAGCCUGCUGCCCGCCUGGAAAUGGCUCCGUUUAUUCUCGGGAGAAUGAAUCGAUCCUGCCCAGCCUUCUCUGCCUCCUCCCCGCCUCUUCUCGGCUCCGAGUCUUAGGAGGGAGAAAAAAAUAUAUAAAAGACAGACUCCAAUGUGGAGUGUUGUGCACGUCGCGAGCUGCCGGGUUUGCACCUCGAGGAGAUUUUUCUAUAUAGCCUUUUUCUAAUGUGAGUGCAGGGAAGCAGUGGCAUUGCUGCUUUUAGGAUUUUUAUUUUCUCGUAGGGCUCUCUAUAAAGUGCACGUCGCAUUGGGUUGCACGCUCCACCCCCCGGGACCUGGGGUGGUGGAGAAAUUUGAACCCGCAGCCUUACUAGCACCGAAAAGACCGAGUUACCUGCCUCUCCGAGAGUGGCGGAGGACCUGAGCGAAAUGACCACCCAAGUCAUUUUUCCUAGGACUCUGUGAAGCUGGAUUCUGCGUUUUCCAACACGUAGACUCAUUUUGUGGAAUAGAGUUGACCGCUGUCUCCUCCGCGCAGCAUUUUAACUCUAAUAAGCAAAUGCCACCUCUGUGUGAACGUUUUGGUAUUUCUGAGAGAGAAAUCAUUUUAUACAAGGGAACUAAUUGAAUUGUCAGCAUUACUGAAAUACCUCCAGAAAAGGACCUCGGGGGGUGGAAAAGCAACUGCGAAAUAGCAGAAGGAGAAAUUCCUCUGGAAGUUAUUCCGUAGCCUAAGAGCAGAAACUUCAGAGCAAGUUUUCAUUGGGCAAAAUGGGGGAACAACCCAUCUUCAGCACUCGUGCUCAUGUCUUCCAGAUUGACCCAAACACAAAGAAGAACUGGGUACCCACCAGCAAGCACGCAGUUACUGUGUCUUAUUUCUAUGACAGCACAAGAAAUGUCUAUAGGAUAAUCAGUUUAGAUGGCUCAAAGGCAAUAAUUAAUAGCACCAUCACCCCAAACAUGACAUUUACGAAAACAUCUCAGAAGUUUGGCCAGUGGGCCGAUAGCCGGGCAAACACUGUUUAUGGACUGGGAUUCUCUUCUGAGCAUCAUCUUUCAAAAUUUGCAGAAAAGUUUCAGGAAUUUAAAGAAGCUGCUCGACUAGCAAAGGAGAAAUCACAAGAAAAGAUGGAACUUACCAGUACACCUUCACAGGAAUCGGCAGGCGGGGAUCUUCAGUCUCCUUUAACACCAGAAAGUAUCAAUGGGACAGACGACGAAAGAACACCUGAUGUCACCCAGAACUCAGAGUCAAGGGCUGAACCAACUCAGAAUGCAUUGCCAUUUUCACAUAGUUCAGCAAUCAGCAAACAUUGGGAGGCUGAACUGGCUACCCUCAAAGGAAAUAAUGCCAAACUCACUGCAGCCCUGUUGGAGUCUACUGCCAAUGUGAAACAAUGGAAACAGCAACUUGCUGCAUAUCAAGAGGAAGCAGAACGUCUGCACAAGCGGGUGACUGAGCUUGAAUGUGUUAGUAGUCAAGCAAAUGCAGUGCAUACCCAUAAGACAGAAUUAAAUCAGACAAUACAAGAACUGGAAGAAACACUGAAAGAAAAGGAAGAGGAAAUAGAAAGAUUAAAACAAGAAAUUGAUAACGCCAGAGAACUCCAAGAACAGAGGGACUCUCUGACUCAGAAACUGCAGGAAGUAGAAAUUCGGAACAAAGACCUGGAGGGACAACUGUCUGACUUAGAGCAACGUCUGGAGAAAAGUCAGAGCGAACAAGAAGCUUUUCGUAAUAACCUGAAGACGCUCUUAGACAUUCUCGAUGGGAAAAUAUUUGAACUAACAGAGUUACGAGAUAACCUGGCCAAGCUUCUAGAAUGCAGCUAAGGAAAGUGAAAUUUCAGUGCCAAUUGAUUAAAAAAUACACUGUCUCCCUUCAUAGGACUGUUUGGGCUCUGCAUCAAGAUUGCACAAAAAAUUUAAAUAUCACUCCUCCGGGAGGAGGAUUUUUUUGAAAAUUGGAAUUGUAUAUUUCAGUGUAAAUUUUAGAAUCCAGCUUUUAGCUAGUUGGGGAAAAAAGAGAUGAAACACUUGAACUACAAAUUACCUCCAUGUAUAUUAUUGGCCAUAGUUAACUAGAAAAUUAUAAAUAGACACUUAAUGCAAUCCUUUUCUUCUUUUUCCUGAUAUUAGCCAAUGGGAGAAUUAAUAAUGUCUGGGUCACAUCCCCCUUUUGUGUUCAACACAGUGAAGGCUAUCUGCUUUUUAACUUAAUUUAUUUAUGAUAUCUACAGCUGUGUUUUGUGCAAAAAAACUUAGUGACGAAAGCCCUGUCUUUUGUUAUAAUCUGAAUAAUUUCUCAGGAUAUUUUUGCACUGUUGAGAAGCAGUGUCAUUACCAGUUAAUUCUUGCCAGGAGUGAGAGAGAGCUGCGUCUUUAAUUGAAACAUGCUUGCUGUGACGGGGUGUAUAGAGCUCUUCCCCUUUUUUACGCGGGAAGAUAUUUCACUCUGGUGACCACUCUGCUACACUCUGGUGUUCUCUAACCUUGUCACUGUAUAGUUUACUUUUCCAUAUUGAUUCCAUGUAUUUAUGAGAAGAUACUGUCUCCCAUUUUAUUACACAUUUUAAAGCCAACAAACGAAGGCAGCUGAGUCCCUCAGAAAUUUUUCUUUUUAAAUUUCUAAUAAAUUUGACACAGUCCUGAAAUGCAGCAGCCCGUCACUGACGGUCUGGUCUAGCAGUGUUAAGUAUAUUUACAGAAUAUGCAGUUACCUUUAUUUAUAUAUUUUGCAAGAAAUCUUUUCUGAAUGAUCAACGCAUUUCAAUUUACAAAUAAUUAUGGUUAUUGGGGAACUGUUUAUUACAGAUCAUUUUCAGGUGUAUAGCUAUUUUAAAAGGGAUCCAUUUCCAUCAAACAGCUGAUCAGAGGACUAUUGGGAUUGAGCCGUGUACUCUGUCUGGAUCUUCACGCCAACCAUCUCUCUAGUCAAACCUCACAAGGCAAUAUUCUGAACUGUUAACUAGGCAUUUCAACACAGGAAUUCAAUUCAAUAGGCUCUUCUCAGUGAACAGGUUUUAAUGUUGUUUUGAUGUAAUUUUAAAAGACUUUUAGCAAAGAUGCAUUUCUUUAUAUAUUUCUUUUUAGAAGCUAUUUUAAAAGUAAGGCACGUGCUGUUUAGUCUGCAUAUGGAGUAGGAGUUGCAUCAGAGUCCAUGUAUUCUUGCUGUACAAUGCCUGCGAUGUUGAGGAGGGUUCUUUUUUAAAGUGUAUGCUGGGAAUCUGACUCUGAGGAGUCUACAAAGUGCACUGACUUUUGGUUUGUACCCCCAAAGGAUUGAAUUGUUAAGAACAAAAUUAAGCCAAUUAAUCAAUUUGUAACCAUUUUUUCACUCACAAACAGCUACUCAGCAUAAGCAAUUUUGUUUUAUAUAUGUAUGUGUAUGUAUGAAAAUACAUACAUAUUAAUUUAUAUUAGAGUGAAAAAUAAAUGGUUUGUUUCUAAAGUUAGUUUCUAAAGUGAGUUUUCAGAUGUCUCUGAAAAGUUUUUAUCAGACACUUAAUCAUCAUGUAUUAUAUGUGCUAUGACAUCAUGUGAGUUACCUCCAUCUAUUUUAGGGUAUUUUCCUCACCUAUGUAUUACAGGGAAGGUAAUGUAGGUACACAAGCUCAGAGCUGAGAUAUUUCUCUGACAAAUCAGGUAAUAAAAUUUUAUUUAAUUGAUAGAAUUUUGAAGUAGAUGUGAUUUUAUCUAUCAGUUUCUGAGUAACAAAGAGCACCAGAUUUUGACUUAAAUAGGGGAUUUAACUCUAGGGAUCAGGGAAUGUAGAUAUGAAGAGUUAAAAAUAAAUAAACAGUGUAAGCUGUUGAAAUGGUAAGUGAAUUAUUUUAAUGAUGUAAUAAGAUAUUUUUAAAUUUUGACAUAGUUAUUAUAUAGUGGGAAAAUAACUCAUCAAAAUGUCUCCACUUGAGUUGUAUUGAUAUGUGAGAUGUGUGUAACUCAAUAUAUACAUAUACCCAUAUGUAUAUACAGAAAAUUAUUUUUAAUAUUUUCCUACUAUAUGAAAUUUAAAAUUGGAAAUUUUCUGAGUUUUUUCCUUGUCCAAUAGAGCCUAAUUUUUUUUAAAGUGAUCUAACAAUUUCUUGAGGGCUGCACCUUUAAAUUCCCAGAUUGUCAUUAGACGUGUACAGUAUAUGGGAUAAGGUGGACACAAGUGCACAUAUAAAUAAAAAUCUUAAGACUAUUUUAAACAUUGAUUUAUGGUAGGAGAGUAUCUAGAGUCAUCAUUUUCAAGUCAUAAUUAGGUUGUGUGCCUACUGUAGUUUUCUCCAUUUCUGUAUUAUAGAAAUAAAAGUUUGCAUAUUAAAAUUUGAUUUUCCCAGAGACAAAUAUUAUAUAAUGUAUCUAUAUUUAGAUCAAACUGUGGUAAUAUAUUUGUCAGAAAGUAAUGUUGGGGACUGUAGCCUGAACAUGUGGACUCGAAGUGACACAGAAAGGAGAGCCGAGGUUGAUCCCGUUGUGUAUAAGUUAUUAUAUGAAAACUGAAUUCUUGUACAAAAAAACCACUGAAGAAAAAGAAAGACAAAAAUACAGUUUUUAUUUUGACAUACAUUUGUUGUUCUCUGGAGAAUGUACUUUAUCUUUCCCCCCCCCCCUCAGUCUUUUACAGAUACUUUUUAAAAAGCGUUCAAGUGAUGGCAGCAUUUACUUAAAUCUUACAGGUGCUAUUGGAUUUUACAUUAGUGUGAUUUCGUUGUGAAACCCUAACUUUGACAUAAAAGGUUUUGUAAGUAUUUUCCUGCCUGGGAAAUUAGUUUUGGUCUCUCUCUCUCUCUCUCUCUCUCUCUCUCUCUCUCUCUCUCUCUCUCCCUCUCCUCUCUUUCCCCCCUCUCUCCCCUCUCCCUCCGCCUUUCCUCCCUCCCCCUCUCUCUUUUUUCUCUCCCUUACUGCAGAUUUUACAAAGUUCAUGAAGGUGCAUCCCUGCCCUCACAGAAGAACUCCAGCACCAUCAUAGAUUUAAUGUUUUGCUGUCAUUGAACUGUUGGGAGGCAAUUACAGUAGAGAAAAAACUUACACUUUUUUUUCCUCCAAGUGGAACUUGAAAAAGGGACACUCAAAAUUAAACCAGUACCACCUUUUUAAAGUUAUUUGUUUGUUAAAGAAUUAAAUUCCUUGUUCAAAUUAAAUUCAUUCUUUAACAAGUGUGCUACAGUCUUCCAUGUUUUCAUUUAACUCUGGAGUACGCAGCUCGCCUGCUCUCUCCUGCGCACCUGAUUUCUGUCCGUUCUGGAGUGGGAGGCAGGCAGGGGGAACAUUUGUUAGGUGGCAGCGUUUGUUUGUGUGUUUGUUUUUCAAUA